CGGCCGCGCACCAGCCGGGCGGCGGGGGAGCCGAGCCCGCAUUCGCAGCGGCCGCCGCAGCCUCGGCAGCCUCGCGCCCCUCCUGCGCCCGGCGCUCGGCCUGUGUCCCGGGGCCGGCGGCAGCAGCAGCAGCAGCAGCAUCUGCGCUCAGACUCUGGAAACCUGAUCUAAGCUAUCCUGUGACUGACAACUUUACAGCUACACCAAGAGGUGGCGGUGACAAGCAGGGGGAGCGCUUUUUCAAUUGUUGCACUCAUCUGGCACAUCCGGGUCUUCGGUGGCACUUGUGGCGGGUACUUCUUUCUUUGCUGGCAAGAUUUAUUUCCCACCACCGAACGUGCAGGAUUCUCCAGCCUGUUGUCUCUGACGAGGCGCACUGAUUGGGGUCUGCUUAUUCCACAGAUCAAAAAGGAGCCAGAGAGCCUUCCUGGUUCUUUAACCACAGGACACAGCAGCCUUGAAGCUCUCCCCUCUGCUUAAACAGGACAGAGAAAGAGAGGAAAAAUGGCAGAUGAUAGGAAGGAUGAAGCCAAAGCACCGCACUGGACUUCAAGUCAACUAACAGAGACUUCUUCACACCCACAUUCCCCUGAAAUUAAGGAGCAAGCUGGUGCAGGUGCCGGACUGGUCAGAAGUGCCAACGGAUUUCCAUACAGAGAGGAUGAGGAAGCAGGAUAUGGUGAACGCGGGCAACAGGGCACAUACUCUAGAACCAAAGAGAAUGGGAUCAAUGGAGAGCUAUCCACAGGAGGCAGAGAAACAGCAGAGGAAGUGUCUGCAAGGAUAGUCCAAGUAGUAACAGCUGAAGCUGUAGCAGUCCUGAAAGGUGAACAGGAAAAAGAAGCCCAGCACAAAGAUCAGCCUGGACCAUUACCUUUAGCAGUGGAAGAAUCAGCUAAUCUGCCUCCUUCCCCGCCUCCAUCACCCGCCUCAGAACAGACUGGAACACUGGCAGAAGAAGAAGAAACAGUAGAGAGUCCAAUGGCUGAGGAAGAGAAACCAGCAGCUCUUCCUGGAAAGGAGCUGGGGAAAGACAGUGGGCCUGCUGAGCCUUCAGAGCAGACAGAGGGCCGGCUGGAUUCUGGUUUGGAGGCCAAAGUGUAUCAUGAAGACAGUGUGCCAAGUGUGGCACCCAGCGGGAAGAGCAUAACAGUUAUCGAGGAGGUGCCACUGAAAGCAAAAAUACCUUCCUUGGCCGAGGAAGAUUUACUUACAGCCUCGAAGAUGGAAAUCCGUGACCAGGAGGGCACAGGCCCUUUCACAGCUGAGCCAUUAGACACAAAGGAACAUGAGUCAGAGAAAGACAGUAAGACUGGUGAGCAAUCUAAACAUGACGCCUUAGUUCCACAGCCAGCAAAAACUGAGACUCUAGAUAAAAAGGAGUCACGGGGCAAAGAAGAAGAGAAAAUGCAUACAACUGUGUCGGGACAGACUUUGGAUGCAGAUCUGCAAAAUAAAGGGGAAGUAAGUUUUGCAGACCCAGGUGCUGAUUCAACUGCAGAGCCUCUUGUAUCUCAAGGACACAGGGACUUGUCAGCUGACCUGCCGAAGGAGUGUAAAACAGAUGGAAGGAGUACAGAUACCCAGAUACCAUCUAGCCAAGCUAUACCCCUGAAAUAUAAAGAUGACUUUACAGACAGCCAGAAGAGUAAUCUUGCUCUUUUGCCUUCAGAAUCUAGAAUUGACAUUGCUGCUGCUGCCAAAAGUGAACCUCCUUCAGAAACUCCAAUGACUGUCCCACCAAAAUCACAACUUGAAGACAGUUGCAAAACAAAACAAGAGUCCACUGACAAAGAGAUUGCCAAAGAUCUUUCAAAAGAUGAAAAGAUCCACAAAGACAAAACAGAAAAGCCAGAGGGAGGAGAAGUCUCAGCAAUGGCUGCAGAUGCCCUCAAACCAACUACAGAGGAAAGACCCAUCCAGAAAGUUUCUACUUGGGGGGAAGAAAAGGACAUGACAAGGGACGAGAGUGAUGAGGAGGAAAGAUCUGGCUUCCUGGAUUGGCAGCCCUCCAAAGUAUUAGAUGAUAGUAAACUUUAUGCAGAGCAGGAAGAUAAAAUAGUUGUUCCAGACAAAGCCGUUGUUAGUGAAGCUAAAAAGUCAUCUGAUGGUCUCAAAGCAGAAGAAGAGACUGAUCAAACUGGGGUCUUAGCAGUAUUAGAUGCCAAAAAGGAAGAGCAGCAGAGCACAGAGACCCCCACUGGCAAGUUAAGCCAUGAAUCAUUUCCUGAGAAACCAAAAGAACCUAUAGAUACAGUUCAGUUAUCAAAAACAACAGAAAAAGCUCCUGAUGCACCAAGGUUAACAAGUGAAAAGAGCCCAUCUCAUGAACUUCAUGAAGACAGAGCUAUUGAAAAGGAUGCUAAGGAGGAUACAUUCCAUAUCUCAGAUUCAGCUACUCAUGAAAUACAGGUAGAGGAGGAUAGGUCAGGAAUGUCAAAGUAUUUUGAAACAUCUGCUUUGAAAGAGGAAGCAACAAAAAGUGACAUACAGCAGCAAGGCAGUGAUUACUAUGAACUUAGUGACACUAAGAAAAGUGCAUAUGAACUUUAUCAUGCAGAUCCUCUAAUAUCUAAAAAGGAAGACAAGAAAUUACAGCCAGAAACAGAUCAACCGUCCAGUGUCCCUGCUCAUGAAAUAGGAUAUAGUACUCUUGCUCAGAGUUUUCCAUCAGAUAAGUCUGAGGAACCUAGCUCUCCACAGGAAAGGAUGUUCACUAUUGAUCCCAAAGUGUAUGGGGAUAAGAGACAGAUCCAUAGUAAAAAUAAAGAUGAUUUGACUCUAAGCAGGAGCUUAGGACUUGGGGGAAGAUCUGCAAUAGAACAGAGGAGUAUGUCAAUUAACCUGCCAAUGUCCUGUCUAGAUUCUAUAGCACUAGGAUUCAGCUUUGGCCGUGCUCAGGAUCUCUCUCCCCUUGCUUCAGAUAUUCUAACAAAUACUAGUGGGAGCAUGGAUGAAGGUGAUGAUUACUUGCCAGCAACCACCCCGGCAUUAGAGAGAGCCCCCUGUUUCCCUAUUGAUAGCACAGAGGAAGAUGAAAACAUUGAGGAGGAAAAAGCAAUGGAAGAAGAAAAUAUUCAGGUUGAAUCCUUGUGUGAGUCGCCCUUCCUGGCUAAAGAUUAUUACAAAAACGGGGCUGUAAUGGCCCCUGAUUUGCCUGAAAUGUUAGACCUAGCAGGCACAAGGUCUAGAUUAGCUUCUGUGAGUGCUGAUACAGAGGUGGCACGAAGAAAAUCUGUUCCUUCUGAUGCUGUUGUAGAAGACAGUGGUGCGUCCCUGCCUCCUGUGACUGAUGAAAACCACAUAACUCUAAAAGCUGAAAGUCAGCUAGAAGACUUAGGCUACUGUGUUUUCAAUAAGUACACAGUCCCACUACCUUCACCAGUCCAGGACAGCGAGAGCUUAACCAGUGAAAUCUGCCCCUUUUAUGAAGGCGGGGAUGAAAAAAUGCAAAGGGGACUGGCAGCUGACCUCUCUUUGAUAGAAGUGAAGUUGGCAGCAGCUGAAAAGUCUAAAGAAGAAUUCAGCAGUGGAAAAGACCUGAGUCCAAACAUCUCCAGUGACCCAACAGUUCUGGAAAGGGAGUUUGAGCAGGAGAAAAAAGGUUCUGAUAAGCUAGAUACUGUGCUAGAAAAAAGUGAGGAACAAGUUGAUUCCAAAGAAAUCUAUUCCCUUGAAGAUACAAAACAUGAGAAAAAAAGGCCUGAUGCAAUUUUAGAAAUGAAAGAAGAAGGUACAGUUGAUAAACUUCAUGUAGCUGGGCCAGAGAGUGAUACUGCAUAUGACAAAGCAUUAACAAAAGAGGUAACAAAAGAAAAAGAUCUUGUUUCUUUACUGACUCAGAAACAGGAAAAGUCUCUUAGCAUUGUUCCAAGGGUAGCUGAGAUAGAAGCACCACACAGGCCAGAUUACGAUGCUAUAAAACACGAGAUGGAUGUUGCUGCCAGGAAAGCUGACCAAGAAUACCAGACUCAGCUACAUACUGAGAUCAGUGAGUUUGCUGCAGCUGGUUCAAAGCAGGACACAGAUUCUGUAAAAAAAGCAGAGCCUGAAGCCCAAGAAAUUCAGCAGCAGCAAAAGGACUUGGCCUCUUUGCCCAACAAACCAAAGGAGGCAGAUGUUCUUUCAGCAACUGAGCCUAGUCAAAUGAAGGACAGCAUCAAACUAUCUGAGUCUGAAAUUAAGGAGAAAAUGCCUAAGCCUGAUCUGGUGCAUCAGGAAGCAGUAGAUAAAGAAGAAUCUUACGAGUCUAGCGGAGAACAUGAUCAAAUCCAAGAAGACUUAAAUGGAGAAUCUUUGAAACCUGAUGAUGGCAAAACAGAACCUCAGAAACCACCUGUAUCAGAAGAAGAGAUUACAUCACAAUUGCCAAUGGAAGAGCCUUCCAUCAAGCUUGCCAUUUCAAAAGCUGACUCUCUGCAAGAAGACACAGCUGACAUCCAAAUGGAGAGCAUACCACAACCUAAAGAAGAAAUUAAAGAGCCAACUCCAGACAUAGCUGUGAGACCUGCAGAAACCACAGAGCAGCUACUGUGUGAUUUAACAUCUGAGUCUUUAAAAGUCAAAGAGCAUGAAGAAGAAGAAGAAAAAAAAGAAGAUGAUAAGCAUCAACUCAUGUCAGUCAUGCACCAAGAAAUAGAGUUGGAGGCGCCUGCUGGAAAAGAGGUGCCAACGGAGGCUGGCCUAGAGGAAAUGCCUGAACUGAAAGGAGUUAUUGAGUCUGUUGUGACAAUUGAGGAUGACUUCAUCACGGUGGUGCAGACAACUGUGGAUGAGGGCGAGUCUGCCUCUCACAGUGUGCGCUUUGCUGCCGUGCAGCAGGAAGAAAUGGAAAGAAGGGACUCCCUGCCUGAAGAGGAAGUGGAAAUGGAGAUGGAGGAACCCGCUGACAUCCAGGUAGAGCCCAAAGAGGGCUCGCCAGAAGCUCCUGCUUCACCCGAAAAGGAGGAGAUCCUGCUAACCGAUUACAAGACAGAGACGUAUGAUGAUUACAAAGAUGAAACAACUAUCGAUGACUCCGUCAUGGACACAGACAGCCUGUGGGCGGAUACUCAAGAUGAUGAUAGGAGCAUCAUGACAGAACAGUUAGAGACUGUUCCUAAAGAGGAGAAAGCAGAGAGAGAAUUUCGAAGAUCAUCUCUCGAUAAGCAUAAAAAAGAGAAACCUUUUAAAACUGGGAGAGGCAGGAUUUCUACUCCUGAAAGAAAAAUAGCUAAAAAGGAACCUAGCACACUCUCCAGAGAUGAAGUGAGAAGGAAAAAAGCAGUGUAUAAGAAAGCUGAACUUGCUAAAAAAUCUGAAGUUCAGGCCCACUCUCCCUCCAGGAAAAUCAUUUUAAAACCUGCUAUCAAAUAUACUAGAUCAACUCAUCUCUCCUGUGUUAAACGGAAGCAGACAGCGGCAGGUGGUGAAACAAACCAGGCUCCAGGUGUAUUUAAACAAGCAAAGGAAAAACUUUCAGAUGGAAUAACCAAGAGUCCAGAAAAGCGUUCCUCUCUACCAAGACCUUCCUCCAUCCUCCCCUCUCGGAGAGGUAUAUCAGGAGACCGAGACAGAGAUGAGAAUUCUUUCUCCUUCAAUAGCUCCAUCUCCUCUUCAGUACGACGGACUACCCGAUCGGAGCCAAUUCGCAGGACAGGAAAGAGUGGCACUUCUACGCCCACUACCCCUGGAUCCACUGCCAUCACUCCUGGUACCCCACCCAGCUACUCCUCCCGUACCCCAGGCACUCCUGGGACCCCAAGCUAUUCCAGAACCCCUCAUACUCCAGGCACUCCCAAGUCUGCUAUAUUGGUGCCCACUGAGAAGAAAGUCGCCAUCAUACGCACUCCUCCAAAAUCUCCAGCCACACCUAAGCAACUACGACUUAUUAACCAGCCUCUGCCGGACCUCAAGAAUGUCAGGUCCAAAAUUGGAUCGACAGACAACAUCCGGUACCAGCCGAAAGGGGGUCAGGUUAGAAUUUUAAAUAAGAAGAUCGAUUUUAGCGAUAUUCAGUCCAGAUGUGGUUCCAAGGAUAACAUCAAACAUUCUGCAGGGGGAGGAAAUAUACAAAUUGUAACUAAGAAAAUAGAUCUGAGCCAUGUCACUUCCAAAUGUGGCUCCCUGAAGAACAUCCGUCACAGACCAGGUGGGGGACGUGUGAAAAUUGAGAGUGUGAAACUGGAUUUCAAAGAAAAAGCUCACGCUAAAGUUGGUUCCCUGGAAAAUGCCCACCAUACACCUGGAGGUGGCAAUAUCAAGAUUGACAGCCAGAAGCUAAACUUCAGAGAGCAUGCUAAAGCCCGUGUAGAUCACGGGGCUGAGAUCAUUACGCAGUCACCAGGCAGGUCCAGUGUGCCUUCACCGCGCAGACUCAGCAAUGUCUCAUCCUCUGGAAGCAUCAACCUGCUGGAAUCCCCUCAGCUUGCUACCCUCGCUGAAGAUGUCACGGCCGCCCUUGCUAAGCAGGGCUUAUGAAUUUACUCCAUUUAGCAGUGUAUGAAGUAAUAAUAUUUAGACAUGAGCUCUUGGCAGGAAUGGGCUCAGAGCAGGUGUUACAUUCAUUCUUUAUCAUGUCUAAAAUUAAGUCACAUCCCAAGACUGUAGCAACCAUACAAUAAAAAACCCCAAAAUAAUUAAAUAGAUGCAGAAAUUGGCCUGAUCUCCAUUUACAGCAGGAAGACACUGGGUUUACAUGGGUAUGCAAUUGCUGUGUAUGACAUUGGACGAUUAUUGUUGCUCUGCUCUGUCUUGCAUGGAGUACCAUACUACGAUAAAAUGCAUUUUUACCUUUCCAUGUACCUUAGGGCCAUCCACCUCUUUCUGACUUGUUACUAUCCCAAGUUGCUCAUUUCACGGUUCUGUUGAUGCGUGGGAGGAAAAAAAUCACCCAUUGUAACUUAUUACAGGUUAAAUUAAACUGAAGAGCCUAGUUAACGGAUGGGAAUGGCAUAUAAAGGAAAUCAAGUUUAAUUUAAAAAAGUGUUAUUUGUAUAAAUGGGUAGAAGGAGAAAGACUGGAUUAAGUUAUUAACGUUUUGGGGUCUGGAUAAUUAUGUCAGUGUAUAGCUGAUUCCAAUAAAUUAUUUAACUGAUAACUCAAAAUAGUAGUUGAAAAACAUUUGAAUUGUGCUUGAGGAAGUGGCAUUUUUAAAACAAAAAUACUAUUGAAAGGAAGCACUUCCAUUUCAAUGGGCUUGUGUCUGAUUAGAAUGUCGGUUAAGCGGCUAGAUUUGUGUACACACUACCGGUUUCACAUCCUUUCCAUCUGUUUGAUACAGUAUUAUAGAUAUAUAUAUUUCUCUGUGGCCAUUUGUGAUACGCCCUCAUAUACUUGAAUAUUAUACUUCUUUAUUCACAGUAUCUGUGUCUCUUGCACCCUUUGGUGUUGCAAUUUUAGGUAUGUAAAAGUAGAUGUUAGCAGGGUUUUUUUUCCCCUAUUCAGAAAAAAAUACAUAAAACGACAAAAACGUUUAGCAUGAAAUUGCUUUCUGUAACAACUAAAAGCCGUGACCCUGUUUUAGUGUCAGAUGCAAGUCUCUUCUGUAAUGCUAGAAAAAUUAUUCCUUUUCCCCACCCUCCUUUUUUCACCAAGACUGAUUUUGUGAGUUCCAGAUGUUUAGAAAAAGGGUUUCCAAAGAGGUGGGUUUGGAUUCUGGAUUUUUUUAAAAUCAAAGAACAGUUUGGGUUUAGCUUUUUUUAAACUUCUAUAGUAACAAUGAAUGUUGGAUUUAUUUUAUUGAAUUUUUUUCUUUUGCUAAAGUUGAAAAAAAUAUUUGGGUGUCAUUCCAUACCUUCAGUAGUGUCUUAUGUGUACACUCGGGCACUCAGGUAGUAUAACAGUAAACACUGUAGAGAUGCCAAUAAAUUAUAAUUAAUAAAUUAAAUAAAUAAAUAAAAUGAACUCCCUAGCCUGGAUCACCAAGGUGACUGAAUAGAUAAAUA
This is a messenger RNA of Dermochelys coriacea (leatherback sea turtle), 7925 nucleotides long. RefSeq names its product microtubule associated protein 2 (gene MAP2). Gene Ontology annotation, biological process: neuron projection development; microtubule cytoskeleton organization. Lineage: Eukaryota; Metazoa; Chordata; Testudines; Dermochelyidae. The record is from RefSeq and is a predicted model, not a curated record. Gene Ontology annotation, cellular component: neuron projection. Gene Ontology annotation, molecular function: microtubule binding. The coding region runs from base 505 to 6459 and encodes 1984 amino acids. The transcript has 19 exons.